UAUUUAUAUAGAAAUAGACAAAAACAAUAUGGAGCUCAGCUUACAAUUAGGCACCCAUGCAAGCCGUGCAGGACACCUAGAACUCACAGAGCAGCAUCGGGCUUAUAACAGUGUUAUGGUAGAGGAAGCCAAGGAGAGGAACCCUGAUGAACCCCCUGAAGAACCCCUUGUUGAAAGUGAAGGUCCAUUACAAGAGCAAAACAUUUCUGUUCAUAAUGACUUAUUGCUUCGCCAAAAUAUCGGCAACGGCCAACCCGAGCAAGAUCAUUACUAUUUAUACUACCAGCAGCAAAGAUCUGAAAGUGAGAGACGUGCUUUCUUAAGUGCAGCCGUGUUUAGAGCAAUCUAUGAGACGGUGUACCUCACACCAGUUUUAGCCCUCUACAUUCUCAACUCUGGAAAAGAUUGAGGGACUUCCUUGAAAGCCCUUGUCUUUAGUGAAAUAAUGCUGAGACUUUUCUGCUUCAAUAUUAUCAGGUUUCCUCUGCUAAUAUUCAGUAAAAGGUCGGCCUAUCUCCUCUGAGCGUACAAAAUUUUCGCGAUCCUGAAGUUCUUCCUAAUGUUCUUAUGGUGUACUUUAUUUAUUAUCUUAUUUUGGAUAUCAAAGCCAGAUUGCAUGAAGAAAGGGUCUUUGCUAUUCGUAGCGUCCUUAUUAGUACUAGCUCAAUGUGUAAUGGAGCUCGUCAUGAAGAUCUUCUUGUUCUCCUAUCUAAUAAUCCUAGCUGCAACCCAUAGGUUAAAUCCUGAGAUGAGAGCCCUGUCCAAGAUGAGGCUGAGUCCAAGGCUGAUUACGAAAAUAAUCACAAAAUUGAAAUUUUUGCAACUAAAGGAUGCAGAAUUAGACAAAAAUCAAGAUAUAUGUUGAAUUUGCCUUGAAAAUUUCCAGGAUGAUCCUGAUGCAAUAUUUCUCCCGUGUAAUAAGAAGCAUAUAUUCCACUAUCCUUGCAUCUCUGAGUGGGUCUUGACCCAGCCCAGCUGCCCGAUGUGCAAAUCUGUAUUGUCUGCGAAGGCCAUUGAAGGAGCAAUAAAAGAAUUGAGAAGUAAAUAA
This is a messenger RNA of Moneuplotes crassus, 1048 nucleotides long. Lineage: Eukaryota; Ciliophora; Spirotrichea; Euplotida; Euplotidae. The record is from the annotation of a GenBank genome assembly.